Penicillium bovifimosum is the source of this 1302-nucleotide messenger RNA. RefSeq names its product GDP-Man:Man(1)GlcNAc(2)-PP-dolichol alpha-1,3-mannosyltransferase. The transcript has 3 exons. The record is from RefSeq and is a predicted model, not a curated record. NCBI's taxonomy places the organism in Eukaryota, Fungi, Ascomycota, Eurotiomycetes, Eurotiales, Aspergillaceae. Gene Ontology annotation, molecular function: alpha-1,3-mannosyltransferase activity; GDP-Man:Man(1)GlcNAc(2)-PP-Dol alpha-1,3-mannosyltransferase activity. Bases 1 to 1302 code for a protein of 433 amino acids.
AUGGGCCUUCAGCGCUCUAAUGUGACAAUUAUCCACCCGGAUCUAGGCAUUGGAGGAGCCGAGCGGCUUAUCAUCGAUGUUGCAUUGGCCCUUCAGAACCGAGGCCAUCGCGUAACGAUCUACACCUCCCACCGCGAUAAGACGCACUGUUUCGACGAGGCGCGCGAUGGCACGCUGGACGUCCGCGUGCGCGGCAACACCAUCUUCCCCGCCCAUAUCUGCGGCCGACUUCAUAUCCUCAUGGCUGCCCUGCGUCAACUACACCUGACCGUUUCGCUACUGGGCGAGCUUGGCACGAGGGGAAGCUCGGAGACCACCACCACCACCGACGACGAAGUUCGAGACGAUAUUUUCAUCGUGGACCAGUUACCGGCCUGCGUGCCCUUUUUGAAGUCAUUUGGCCGUCCGCGAAAGUCCCGACGCCAGCGCAUAUUGUUCUCUCGCCGGGUGGUGCGUGACGUCUUUGGCUCGGACCGAUUGGGUGACGUGGAAGUGGUCUACCCGUGUGUCGAUAUGGAUGCCGGACCUGCAAUUCCCGAAAAGGCGGAGGAGGAUCCUCUUUGGGGUGGGAAGAAGAUCCUACUCAGCAUCAAUCGCUUCGAACGGAAGAAGGAUAUGGCGCUGGCGAUUCGUGCUUUUAAUGGACUUGGUGCGGAGAAGAGGAAAGGGACGCGACUGGUGAUUGCUGGCGGUUACGACAAUCGUGUCCAGGAGAAUGUGCAAUAUCACCAGGAGCUGGAUGAGCUUGCGACGAGUCUCGGGCUGAAGACAGCGACCUCCAAGACAGUAUUAUCCGCGCUUUCAAUUCCCGACGAUAUCGACGUCCUAUUCCUCCUUUCUGUUCCUACUGCAUUCAAGGAUACCCUGUUGGCGCAAUCGAAACUCCUUCUUUAUACCCCGAUCAACGAGCACUUUGGCAUUGUGCCCGUGGAAGCAAUGCGUGCUGGUCUCCCGGUACUAGCAUCAAAUACCGGCGGCCCACUGGAGACAAUUGUUGAGGGCGAAACGGGCUGGCUCCGGGACGCUCACGCAGAUGAAGAGUGGACUGCUGUGGUGGACAAGGCACUUUACGGAUUGACCGAGGAAGACGAGAAACGCAUGGCUCUUGCUGGCAAAAAAAGGGCGCAGCAAGAGUUCUCGCUUACUGCCAUGGGGGAUAGGCUAGAAGAAGAGAUAUCCACUAUGCUCGACGCCGAGGGAAGGCCAUUCAACGGGUGGCAACAGGUCUUUGCCAUUCUCGCUCUAAUUGGGGCUGUUCUUGCAAUGAUGGCUGCAAUUUUGCUUCGAGCGAUAGCUUCUUGA